ACAAUUAGCAUUAACUAUUGAAAGUUUGAAAGAACGAAUUAAAGAACUAAAAACAGAUUUACAGAUUUCUAAUGAUGCAAAUAUGAAAUUAAUCAAAGAUAAUAGAAAUAUACUUGCUGUAAAUCAAAAUUUAAGUGAACAACUUCAAACUUUAACUGAUGAAGAGUUAUUUAAUAGAAAAAAAAAUGACAAGAAAGAAGAAAAAUUUAAAUAUUUUAUUUUAAGAGAAUAUGUUAAACUAUCAGAUGUUGAUUCAUUAUUAUAUUUUCAACAAUGUUUUAUUCCAACUUAUGAAAGAAUUGCAAUUCUUUAUGAAAUGAUUGGCAUACAUUUAAAUGCGCUUCCCUUUUCUGUAGCAUGGUUUACUACAAGAAAUA
Racocetra fulgida is the source of this 377-nucleotide messenger RNA. NCBI's taxonomy places the organism in Eukaryota, Fungi, Glomeromycota, Glomeromycetes, Diversisporales, Gigasporaceae. The record is from the annotation of a GenBank genome assembly.